Messenger RNA from Punica granatum (pomegranate), 3233 nucleotides. The record is from RefSeq and is a predicted model, not a curated record. Lineage: Eukaryota; Viridiplantae; Streptophyta; Magnoliopsida; Myrtales; Lythraceae.
AGUUUUUAGCCGCUAGUUUAAUUGUCAAGUUCCAACCUUCUCUUGCUGUCGGACCGCGCGGGAGGAUUCGGGUGAUCAGUUCAAACUGUUUCUUUUCAGUUCGGGCAGGGAUAUGCAGAUGGUUUGCCGCCAUGUCCGACCCUUAGCUGCAACCGCCGACAUUGCAGCUGAAACUUUCUCAUCUACGUUGAGAUUUCUCAUCCUUAAUUAUUCGGGCUUGCCCCUCCUCCAUCAAGACAGCCGCUUUGAUUUUGACAAUCAUAAUGAUGGGCUUAGUAGCCCUCCCGGGCAUUCAUACUCAAAUCCUGAUUCAUUCUAUGCAUCUCUUAUCGACAACGCAACCCACAUUAGACAGUUGCAUCAAGUCCAUGCGAGGUUGUUAGCGUUGGGGCUGCAUCAAAGCGGGUUCUUGAUCACGAAACUAGUGACUGCCAGUUCGAAUGCCCGCGAGAUCCGGUAUGCGCGCAAGGUGUUCGACGAAUUUCCCGACCCUACUGUGUUUCUGUGGAAUGCCAUAAUUCGGGGUUAUUCGAGGCAGGGAAUGUUCAGGGAUGUCCUCGAGAUGUACUGCAGAAUGCAACAGGCCAGAGUCAGGCCCGAUUGCUUUACUUUUCCCCAUAUCCUCAAGGCCUCGAGCGAGUUGUCCGCAGUUGAAAUGAGCAGGAGGAUACACGGGCAGAUUUUCAGGCACGGGUUUGAGGCCGAUGUUUUUGUGCAGAAUGGACUUAUUGCGCUUUACAUGAAAUGUGGCAAGAUCGAACAGGCUAGGGUAGUCUUUGAUGGAUUGGGUGAUCGGACGAUUGUUUCAUGGACAUCGAUCAUUUCUGGGUGUGCUCAGAAUGGGCAGCCUAUGGAGGCUUUGAGGAUUUUCACCCAAAUGAGGAGGAGUAACGUGCUUCCUGAUUGGAUUGCCCUUGUUAGCAUUGUAAGGGCCUAUGCUGAUGUAGAGGACUUGGAACAGGGCAGAUCUGUCCAUGGUCUUGUGAUCAAAAUGGGCCUUGAGAAGGAACCUGACUUGCUCAUAUCCCUCACUGCAUUUUAUGCAAAAUGUGGAUUAGUGACUGUCGCAAGAGCGUUUUUCGACCAGAUGGAGACUCCGAAUUUGAUUUUGUGGAAUGCGAUGAUCUCAGGUUAUGCGAAGAAUGGCCAUGCAGAGGAAGCUGUAGAUCUGUUCCGAAGUAUGAUCUCACAGAAGAUUAGAACGGAUUAUAUAACUGUGACUUCCGCUAUCUCAGCCUGUGCCCAUGUGGGCUCUCUCGAGCUAGCCAAGUGGAUGGGCAACUAUAUCAGUAAGACAGAAUUUAAGGGAGACAUCGUUGUGAACACGGCCCUCAUUGAUAUGUACGCAAAGUGCGGAAGUGUGAGUUUGGCCCGUGAAGUUUUCGAUCAGACGGACAAUGGGGAUGUUGUAAUGUGGAGCGCAAUGAUCGUGGGGUAUGGGUUGCAUGGUAAGGCCUUGGAAGCUAUUGAGCUCUACAAUGUGAUGAAAAAAGCUAGGGUGGCUCCAAAUGAUGUAACCUUCAUUGGGCUUCUCACUGCCUGCAAUCACUCGGGCCUCUUGAAAGAAGGAUGGGAGCUUUUCCACCACAUGCAGGACUAUGGGAUCAAGCCUCGCCACCAGCACUUUGCUUGUGUGGUCGAUCUCCUAGGCCGCGCCGGCCAAUUGGAUCAAGCAUACAACUUCAUCCUGAAAAUGCCAAUCGAACCGGGAGUUUCCAUAUGGGGAGCACUUUUAAGCGCGUGCAAGAUCUAUCGCAACAUCUCACUGGGAGAAUAUGCUGCUGAGAAGCUUUUCUUGCUUGACCCACAUAAUACUGGCCAUUACGUUCAGCUUUCAAACCUCUACGCUUCGGCCCGCUUGUGGGACCAAGUCAGAAGAGUACGGAUCUUAAUGAGGGAGAGGGGACUGACUAAGGACUUGGGAUAUAGUUUAAUAGAGAUCAAUGGUAAGCUCCAGGCGUUCCGCGUUGGAGACAAAUCCCACCCUCGAUCAAAGGAGAUCUUUGAGGAGCUUGAGAGGUUGGAACGGAGAUUAAAGGAGGCAGGAUUUGUUCCGCAUAUCGACUCUGUGCUUCAUGAUUUGAAUUACGAGGAGAAGGAGGAGAUGCUUUGCAAUCACAGCGAGAGGCUAGCAAUUGCUUAUGGGUUGAUCAGUACUCCUCCUCAUACCACACUCCGAAUAACUAAGAAUCUCCGAGCAUGUGUGAACUGCCAUGCAGCAACCAAAUUUAUAUCGAAGAUCGAGGGGAGGGAGAUCGUUGUCAGGGAUGCAAAUAGAUUUCAUCAUUUUAAAGACGGGAUUUGUUCUUGUGGAGAUUAUUGGUGAGGGAGAGUAAAACUACGGAUAAUUUGGUUGCUCGCUGUAAAAUAUAUCAGUAGUGGGACUGUUUGGUCGGUCUCGAUUUUGAUCUGGGUUCAUUUGGUGCGCUUUCUGCACUUUGGGGAAGUGUGAAGAGCCAGGGGAUGCUGCAUCAUGUGUCACUCUCUGGGACCAAUAAAGAUGCACUGCAAAAGGCUGCAAUGACUCCAUUCCCAAUUCAUGGCAGUCGGAAAAUGAAAUUGGUCCGUUGUCACAUUUCCUGGUCUGCGAUGAUGCCGUGAUGUUACUGAAAGGGAAACUCGGGCUUGCAUUGGUGACUUCGAUCCUAUGUCCUCCGCUACACCUGAGAUUUCCUAGUCCGUUAAAUUGUUAGUUGCAAAUUCACUCCUUGUCAAAGAAGAUGUACUCCGAGUAGCAAGGGCAUGGUCGAGGGGAUGGGCAACAAGGAAGAAAUCCAGUAUGCUGACUCAAACGGGCUUAGAUUGGGGGUAUGCGGUCCUCACUAACCCAUAAGAAAUCCCAAACAUCGCGGUGAUAAAACAGUAACGUUUUUAUCAUGCUAUUUGAGUUAAAUCCUUUAAAUUCCAUGAGACUGCAAUGGGCCAAGACAAAACUGGCUUAUCGCAGCAAAACAAGUGGGCUUAUAUCACAAUCUACUGUUAUGUUUCCUUGCCCCACCCUGUAAUACAGAUCAGAUCUGCUCCUAUCGACAGCUGCUGCCAAGUUAAGAUGAUGUAGCCUUCAUUAUUGAGUCUAAGACCAAAUGCAUUGUCUAGGGAGGAAAAAAAUUAAAAUUAAAAUGUUGCAGCUAAGCUGAGUAACAACAGCGACAGCAUGACGGGCCCCAAUUGUACAGCUCGUGGCCGGGAAGUCCAGCAGAGCUGCCACCCUGUCACCGUCCCUCUUGCGGCCU